AUGCCUCACCCUCCCACGCCCCUUGCCGCCCUCCUGCGCCUCUCCAUCUCCCCAAUCCUGACCAGACUGCCCAAGACAUUCGUCCCCGACUCCCCACAUCCGCUUGUGGACACACAAAUGCCGGCCGCCGGCACAGCGCCACAAUUGCACACGUCCCUUACACACACCGUCCCAAUCGGGCACCCCUCUGGCCCCAACACGCUUCUCUGGCACCUCACAAGAUUGACGUCGCCGCAGCUGUACCGGUUCUUGUCAAAGCAUACGCCGUUGCCCUCGAUUGUCGUCGCGCAAAUGCACCGUGUCGACCCCCCGCUGCCUGACCCGCACAGUCGGUCAAAGUUGCAGGUCGAGUCGCAGGGCCGAGAUGCACAUACGCCGUUGAUGCAUUGUCGCCCACUUGUGCACGCAUUGCCGCACCGCCUGCAGUUCAGUGCAUCCGACGUCGUGUCGCGGCACACGCCCUCGCACCGCUCCACCCCAAGCCCCUCACACGGUUGCCCGCUGGGCGUUGCGCUGCUUGUCGAUGCGCUUGUUGACGUGACUGUCGUUGAAGACGCCGCCGACGUACCGGAUACGGAUGAGGCAAGAGACGACGAUGACACACUAUUGGUGAUGCUGCUGCUGCUACUGCUACUCAAACUAACCGACGCACUACUAACCGUCGACGAGCCUGAGCUACUACUAGUUGAAUCCGACAAUGAACUAAUGCUUGAUACCACAACCGACGAUGAUGAAGACGGGCUACUCGAAGACAUCAGAGAGCUCUCAGAAGUAGCAGAUGGACUGCUUGAAACGCUGAUCAAACUGCUCCUAGUACUGGAUGCACUACUCGGGGCAACUGACGAGCUGUUCGACGUUGCCGAAGGGCUGCUUGUCGGAACUACGCUUGUCCCGUUCGAACUGCUAGACGAACUGCUGGAUAAGCUGCUGGGAGAUGUUGAUGAGCCAGUACUAGACGCCACACUCGUGGCUGAAGACGACCCAAUCAAACUACUAGACGAGCUACCCGUUGAUACUGAUGCACUGCUAGUAGCCCUCACACUUCUGCUAACUGAGUUACUCGGCCUAGUCGACGGACCAACUUCGCUUCCAGUGCUAGAUAGACUGUUCAGACUUGUAGGCGAUGAGCUUGAUCCUGUCAUCGUAACACUCGAGCUACUAAAGUUGCUUGUCACGCUAGCCGAUGUACUAACCAAUGAGCUACUGCUUUCAGUCGAAGACGUGUCUGAGCUAGACAAGGAUGUCGUUGGACUCGACGAUGCGCUGCUAGUGCUGCUACUAGAUUGUGAGAAGGACGACAAAGCCGAACUAGAUAAUGAGCUGCUUGUGCUGCUAGAAGAAGCCAUACUCGACACCAUGCUGCUACUAGAUAACGUCGAAGACAACGAAGUCAAAGUAGACGACGCAGACGACACAGAGACACCCGGGCAAGACGCCUUGGUGGUCACGAUCGAAGUAAUUGUAGUCGUGGCUGUAUUCGUCACAACCUAG
Messenger RNA from Bipolaris maydis ATCC 48331, 1491 nucleotides. The record is from RefSeq and is a predicted model, not a curated record. NCBI's taxonomy places the organism in Eukaryota, Fungi, Ascomycota, Dothideomycetes, Pleosporales, Pleosporaceae.